Pangasianodon hypophthalmus (striped catfish) is the source of this 4560-nucleotide messenger RNA. It is a transcript of the gene socs6a, whose product is annotated as suppressor of cytokine signaling 6. The coding region runs from base 502 to 2085 and encodes 527 amino acids. Gene Ontology annotation, cellular component: phosphatidylinositol 3-kinase complex. Gene Ontology annotation, molecular function: 1-phosphatidylinositol-3-kinase regulator activity. The transcript has 2 exons. NCBI's taxonomy places the organism in Eukaryota, Metazoa, Chordata, Actinopteri, Siluriformes, Pangasiidae. Gene Ontology annotation, biological process: intracellular signal transduction; phosphatidylinositol phosphate biosynthetic process; protein ubiquitination. The record is from RefSeq and is a predicted model, not a curated record.
CUCAGUAGAAAGGGUGAAACCUGAACCAAUCUGGCAACCCAGAGAGGAAGGAGAAAAACAGCAAAGCCACCAAGAAAGGAAGAAACGACAUAGAGACUUUACUUCAACUUAGCCUAGCUAAAUUAUUACCUGUUUAUAUAGACGUUAUAAACGGAGAGAGAAGCGCUAUAACGUCUGGUUCACACGUAUUACCGCUAACAUAUCAGUCCAUAAUGCAAACGCACUGAAAGCGCUGUGUGAUAAUUCAACUGAAACAGAGUUAUACAUAUUAGCUAGCUAAGUUAGCGAGAUAGCAUAGAAGUUAGCGUUUUAGCUAACAGCCCUUUCCUAUCUGCCUGACUUAAGUCGUUUAAAAUUCGUAAAAGAAAAUACAACGAAGCUGGAUUUUACUCUGAAGACUCCAGAAAUGACGAGGUUAACUGUGCAGUGAUUAGCAUUUCCCAGUCACAUGGAAGGAUAGUAACCGUCGGCUAUCACCUCCCAUGCCGUGGAAACGUCAGGAUGAAGAAGACGUUUAGCCUUAAGACGUUCCGAAAGUCGUUCAACAUCAAGGGCAAAGAGGAUGGAGAUUUUGUGAUGCUCCAAAAGCCGUCGUUGGCCCCCGAGUUCACAAAAGACGACUCUCUUUUUGGAAGUUGUUACGCCAAAGAGCUAACUUGUGACCUCCAUGGUGAGGACGCAAGGGCCCACAAGAACAGAUCCAAGAGUGAAAGUCUUAUGGGGACCUUAAAAAGGAGACUUUCUUCCAAGCAGAAACCUAAAAGUAAAGGAGGGUCAGCCUCAGUGGGCUUGGGAGAUGAUGACGAUACGUUCUCAUCCUCUUCAGUCCCCAUAAGCUUUAAUGAAGCCAAAGCCCAGCGCCCUUUAAGAUCAGCUUCCCUGCGGAGUCAUCACUACAGCCCUUCCCCUUGGCCCAUAAGAACCGUUGACCCUGAGGAAGCCUGUAUUAAGAUGGAGGUGAAGGUAAAAGCCAUGGUUCACACACCUAGCUCCAGUCCAUCCCUUAAUGGUGUUCGAAAAGAGUUCCAUGACAUCCAAAUGGAGGGACUUUUUGACGAUCGAAGCGACUCUAUGAAGAAUUUAGAGCCUUCAAACAGUGACUUGCAUUUAAACAUGGAAGCACACAUGCCUGUAGUUAUUGGACUGACACCUCAGGACUACAUCCAGUACACAAUGCCUUUAGAUGAGGGAAUGUACCCCGAAUCGUCCCACUCUUUGUGCUUGGAUGGCACCUCACCCAUAGAGGUGAUGGAACAAGUCAAUGACGAAUCGUUGAAUGUGGAUCAAGGCCAUGUUGACCAUGAUCUUUUAACUUCGGAUAUUCUCAUGGAUCAAUCCAUGAAUGGGAUUGUACUUGGUACUCCGGGACUAGUCCUUCAAAAUUCAGGAUCCGAGGCUCCUUCACUUUCGCCUUCGCUUUCCCCUGUUUCUGGUGGUGAAAUUCCAAGAACCUAUUCCGGAUUUGGUGGUGCUGAUUCACACGUUGCAGAAAGAGUGAGGCACCAUCUCAAUUUUGACCCAAAUUUUGCUCCUGGUGUCAGCAGGGUAUAUGAUUCAGUACAAAGCAGUGGACCAAUGGUUGUCACGAGCCUUACAGAAGAGCUGAAGAAACUGGCUAAGCAGGGUUGGUACUGGGGACCUAUAACGCGAUGGGAAGCUGAGGACAAACUCAUCGACCUUCCGGAUGGUUCUUUUUUGGUGCGUGAUAGCUCAGACGACCGCUAUCUUCUCAGUUUGAGCUUUCGAUCGCAAGGCAAGACUCUUCACACUAGGAUCGAACAUUCGAACGGAAGGUUCAGCUUUUACGAACAGCCCGAUGUAGAAGGUCACACGUCCAUCGUCGACCUCAUCGAGCACUCCAUUAAGGACUCUGAAAACGGUGCGUUCUGUUACUCCAGAUCGCGCCAGCCAGGAUCUGCGACGUACCCGGUUCGAUUGACCAAUCCCGUAUCUCGUUUCAUGCAAGUGCGUUCGCUGCAGUACUUGUGCCGAUUCGUUAUUCGACAAUACACACGGAUUGACCUGAUUCAGAAACUACCUUUACCAAACAAAAUGAAAGAUUACUUGCAGGAAAAGCACUACUGAACUGGGAUACAGUAGUAAAAUUGCACUUUUGGAUCAAGUUGAUGUUAAAUGGUUUACAAACAUUUUGUGGAGUUCAAGUGAUCCGUUAAGUUUGUUUUGUAUCAAAAGCAUUAGUUUAUCUCAUCUUGGUAAAUUUGUUGUUGCUCAGAUUCACUAUAAAGGUACACUUUCAUUUUUGAUCUACUGGGGAACCUGACAGUAGAAUUCUACUCAAAAAAUGUGUGACGAACAGUAGUCACUACUUCCCUUCCGAAUCCUUGAAACUAAUAGUUUUGAUUUACGCUGCUCUUACAACAUAUAUAACAUAACUUAGUGUUAGUUCAUUAAAGGAAAAGUCCACCCUGAAAUUCAUUAAAUGUGUUUAUAUUGAAAUAUUUGUGAAGUAUCUGGCAAUUCUGGUGCAAAUUAUUUGAUUGGUGUUGUUUUUUCAUUAUGUUUGUACAUUGAUAGUGCAGUUACAAUGGUGUUUAAUAGGAGAAAAAACUAAACAAUCUCAGCCAUAAGGGAUAACAGACAGGAUUUGCUGUUUGUGGCCAAAAAAAUGCAAGAGUUUCUUUUCUCACUCACCAGUUUCCAGUGACGUAAGGAAGCAGUGGUCUCAGAAUCAGCUCAUCUAGUUAGUGAUCUAGGAUGUGAUGAGCACGAUGACACUUUCGGCAGUAAUAGCAUGAAAGUUGAAGUUUUGGAAGCUUAGACAGACUAAAGGACUAAAUCCUACCGUACUACUGUCAGCAGGGAGUCGAACAGCAUUGUGGGUAGUGUAUGAAACUGUUAGCCAAAGUGAACAUAGGCCAGUGAAAGAAGUUUAAACAAAAAAAAGUCAACUCAGAAUUUCAUUCCAAAAUAAGUCUUGGACAUCAUAAAAAUGAACAUGCGCAUUGUUCAGGGUGGAUUUUUCUUUUAAGGGUCGGUGAUGCUGAUCAAGUCAAAAUAAGCUCAAGAAUCAGGAAACGCUAGACAUGACAGUCCAAUGUCAGAUCAGAAUAUUAACCAGGCUUAGAAAUCUAUGCUUAAUUAUUUAAUUGGCAUUCAUAUCACACUAUUUGCUCGAGGUCUGUUAAUACAUAUCAGUGCAAGGUCAAGAGGAUUGAUUGGUGCAGUAACAGAUGCUAAAACAGUCUCAGUGAUGCUCAGCUUUAUAUUUUGAUGUACUAGUUUUUGUAAUAUCUCUUCUCUAAUUUCAUGUGAAAUGACAAUUUUUAAAUUGACAUUGGUACUUUCACUUAGAUUAAUUGAGCAGAUUAAUUAAAUCGCUGUCCAAAUGUAAUACCAUGGAUUCAGUCAGAGGUUGACGAAUAGCUUUUAUUUAAAAUUCAGAUUUCGUGGUGAUUUGGCCAUAAGGUGCUUGUCUUAUAGAUGUUUGAUUAAACUGAGUAUGAUAUGUUCCUUGCUCCUGCCUAAGUAGUUUGUAACCCGCAAAAUGGUUUCUUGUGAAAUAGAAUUGAGCGUGGUGCAUUUUGAACUGAAGUAACCUUUUCCGUUUAUCAUAUUUUUAUAUUCACUUUUACAUUAUUGUCCAGUUUAACAGUCAAGAACCAAGACCAGACGGCCUUCCAUCAUCUCAAUUUCUGUUUACCUUGUUCAGGACUAACAAUAAUAAAGGCGAUAAUAAUGCAUCUUCAGUGGCAGCUAUGGAUAAACUUUUGUAAAUGGCUGAAUUUAGCGUCCGAUUUAGUUACCUCUGAUUAUUUGCGCAGAAACAAGACUGCACCUGAUGCUCAGGUUCCUUGAUUAGCACAUACAUACAAUUUUCCAAAUCUCUGCAACAACAAAUUAACAUUUUAUACCACUGCAAAUGAAAAUUUGUAUUAGGCAUGCGCCGAUAAUCAGUUAUAUAUUAUAGCAAGAUAUUCACCUAACUCGUUUCUCUCACCAUGGACACAAAAUAUCAUUAGUAACCCUGUGUUCCUUUCAGGUAGAGGCUGCCUAGGGAGUCAGCAUAAAGUCUGCCUUGCUUGAAAGGCUUUAUUUUAGACAGAUUUGAAGGCAAUCCUGUAGAUCCGUUAAUGAGAUUUUAGAAAGUGAUGGCAGGCAGAACUGUAGCUCUGCCUUUUUCUUUAAAAUCAUUUAAUCAUUCAGUUAUCAUGUUAGAAAAAUGCAAUAUCGGCACAUGCCUUAACAAAUGUUUUGUCAUACAGUAUAUCCAACAUGCAGGUCAAACAAACAUGCCAAGGAUCUCGUUGUGUUCAAAGGGAACAGAUGAAGAAUGCUGUUUUUUAUGUUUCUAUGUGUGAUAUUUGUGCUUCCUACAGUAUUUCAUCAAAUUGUUUUAUCACUAUCAAUGUUGUGUUUUAACAUCUCGGUUUUUCUCCAAACGUAUCGACUUAAUAUAAAGAGCGGUUGCUGAAUAGAAAUCGAUGGAUUAAUUACUUUUGUUGGGAGAAAUGAUUGUGAAACGUGGGUGAGUGACGUCAUUCACGAGCACAGCUUUAUGAAGAUGUGUUACUUCAUUUGCGAAUAAAGUCAGUGACUGAA